UAUUCACAUGGUUUGUCGGUGCAUGGGUUGACAGUUCUGAGGUGGUUUUCAAGGUAGUCCUUUCAGGUGUUAGUGCGUUGUCAUGGUUACGUCUGGGGGGUUUUCCCAACAUGUGACGCUCGGGGAUUUCCAUCAGCAAAAUAGAUCUCUCCAAAUAAUUGAACAUGAGGAGCUGAUAUCUUUCAGCAAGUAAACAGAGGAGUGGUAAUAGUGGCCAUUACGCUAAACCGUGGUGUUUCCUUGAAACGGUUGCAGUGAAAAUCAAGGACGUGGUAGAACGCGGACAACGUGGAUUCGUGGAGCGCAAGAGGCCAUUAAAGAAUAACUCUAGCUAACGUCACACGUUAAGUUAGAGUUUCAGGUCAAAUGAGCACACUCCAGUGAGAGAGUUUGGAAACCAUCACAAAUCUGGAUCUUUCUAUCAUGACAAACAUGAGUGUCCAUAACGGAACGCGCGGGGGCACAGAUAUCGACCUUGACAUAAUCCAGGAGUAUAUCGUGGAGGACACAUCGCCUAGACCGUUCGUGCUACCUGGGCCUCCUCCCCCUCCUCCCGACCCCGAUUCUGACAGUAGGACAUUGCAAGAACUUACAAGUCCCAAAAGGAACCCAGUGCUAGUGUCCAGGGGUACUGCCUCCCAGCCCCUGCGGACCUUUCCUGAAGUCCCGACCCCAGUGCACCCUCACAUGAGGAGUUCUAGGGGAGCGGCCCCCCGGUCCGGGUGUGGGCGUGGAGGGGCAGCGGCGGUGCAGCGGGCGGCCCGCUCGGACACAGAGCCGCUGGAGCGCCUUCUGGACAAGCCGCAGCUGGUGGUGACGGAGCAGCCCAAAGAGAGGGGCAUGAGGUUCCGCUACGAGUGCGAGGGACGGUCCGCUGGCAGCAUCCUUGGCACAAGCAGCAACGAGACCAACAAGACCCUACCUGCCAUUGAGAUUCAAGGACCAAUUCAAGAUUUGAAAAAUGUCAUAGUCACUGUUUCCCUCGUCACCAAGGACAUCCCUUACCGCCCACAUCCCCACUGCCUUGUGGGGAAAGACUGCUCCGAUGGCAUCUGUGUCAUCCACCUUAAUCCACACAACACUCGCCGACACAGUUUUGCCAAUUUGGGCAUUCAGUGUGUGCGUAGGAAAGAGCUUGAUCUCUCCCUAAAGAAGAGAAGGGAUCAAAAAAUUGAUCCAUUUAACACUGGCCAAUCUAAGAGCAUUGAAGAUAUGGACAUGAAUGUGGUCCGACUGUGUUUCCAAUGUGAGCUGGAGAGAGAGGAUGGCGAGAGGAUCCAUCUGUCCCCAAUCGUCUCCAACCCCAUUUUCGACAAGAAGGCUACAACAACAUCAGAGCUGAAAAUAACUCGACUGAAUGUCAUUAAGGGGCCAUGCACAGGGAAAACUGAGAUUUACAUGUUGUGUGACAAAGUCCAAAAAGAUGACAUCGAAAUCAUCUUUGGCCGGGGAUCGUGGGAGGCCAAGGCUGAGUUUGCACAGACAGACGUCCACCGACAGAUCGCCAUCGUCUUCAAGUCGCCCCCAUAUCAGGACCAGGACAUCUAUGAGGAGGUGGAGGUCAACGUUUUCCUCCGGCGGCUGUCAGACCGCAUGGACAGCGAACCUGUCAAGUUCACCUACACGGCACAUAAUCCAGAUCCUUAUGGGGUAAAUCGCAAAAGAAAAAUCAAGCCUGACAUCAAGUUCACUGAUGGGUGCAAUGCGAGAGCAGAGACUGUGAUGGCAGAGCCUGCUUUACUUCGUGCCUUUGACUCCUUCUCCUAUCCCCCGGAGAGCGCCGUUGGCAUGGUGGCCGCAUCUCAAGAAGACCUACCAAUCCAGCCUCUUCAGGGCCUGGGAGACAUGUAUGCUAUUGACGAGCUGAAGCAAGAAGUACCCACAGAGACUCUGGAUACAGACACCAUGAACAUGCUGUCUUCAAUCAUACAGAUGCUUGAAGAUAACAACGGUAGCUUUGGCUUGCCUGUGGCCAACCAGGACGAAAACUCUAACUCUGACUUUAGAGAGAACUUUCCUAUGGAGGAUCAGUCCGCAAUGAACAUGAGUAUUUACACCGACAUGCAGUUCAGUCAGAUGGUCAGUGGUGGCCAUCAUGCUUUUCCCCCCUCUGUUCUUGAUUUGAUUGAUCAGGGCCUUGCUAUGGACAAUCACAGUCUUCCUCAGGUGAAGACGGAAAAAGAGGGUGACGUCUGAACCCUCCCCCCCGGUCUAUCCCUCACAGGUCAUUGCAUCACUUAGGUCCCUUUUCCAGAGUUAAGAUGUUUCAGACAUUAAGGCCUUGGAGAGGAAAUGAGUGUUGCUCUUAGUCGGGUAUCGCUGGCGAACCCAGUAUCACUGUCCGUCCUGAACUUUGUGAAUAGCAUGCUAUGCAUUAUUGUAAGUCCUCGGCUGCUACACUGACAAACACUGAUUAUCUGUACGGCUAAAUGGACAGUUAGUACGUAAAUGGUUGGCCAGUCAGGACCAAUGUAUCGAGAAAAAGGUAUGGUCUUGUUUUCCUUGUCAAAUAUGUCCUUAAUUUCCUUGUUGAUAUUUUCAUUGCUGAGGGUCCAGACAUUUUGUACAUAUUCUGGUUGACGAAAUUAAAAUGUUACAUUAAAAUAAAAGCCCUACUGUGCCACUGCCACAAGUGGGAGAAAAUGAAGAUGUUCAUACUAUUAUUAGUGCAGUAGUUAUCGAAGGGAUGGACCACACGGACCACAGAAUACAUUUCCCAUAUUUCUUACUGUAAAACAACAACCUUAUCUUUGGCUGAGUGAAUUUUGUGCUAGCAUUUUCUGUCAGUAUAGAUGUUUUAGUUAUGUGGACCAUUAAUGUUUUACAUCUAAGUGUGUCCUGUGUGUCUUUUGGUUAACAUUAAAACUGUUGUAUAGACUGCA
Sardina pilchardus (European sardine) is the source of this 2882-nucleotide messenger RNA. RefSeq names its product v-rel avian reticuloendotheliosis viral oncogene homolog B (gene relb). Gene Ontology annotation, molecular function: RNA polymerase II cis-regulatory region sequence-specific DNA binding; DNA-binding transcription factor activity, RNA polymerase II-specific. Gene Ontology annotation, biological process: response to cytokine; canonical NF-kappaB signal transduction; cellular response to stress. The coding region runs from base 424 to 2196 and encodes 590 amino acids. Gene Ontology annotation, cellular component: cytoplasm. The record is from RefSeq and is a predicted model, not a curated record. The transcript has 11 exons. NCBI's taxonomy places the organism in Eukaryota, Metazoa, Chordata, Actinopteri, Clupeiformes, Clupeidae.